Molecule: messenger RNA, 1986 nt
Organism: Cyclocybe aegerita
Lineage: Eukaryota; Fungi; Basidiomycota; Agaricomycetes; Agaricales; Hemipholiotaceae
Source: the annotation of a GenBank genome assembly
AUGGAAACAUUAUGGGGCUAUCGCCUGGCAGUGUGUCCUACGGAAAAGGCGUAUCGGCCCUCUCAUAGAGCCGCCGUUCACGAUGCUAUUCUUCAUGAUGCUUCGUACUAUUCCCUAGUGGAAGUUAAAGGCGCCGAGCAAAUCCUGGUCUCUAUGCUAGAGAGAUUUUGUGACCCCCAGGGACCAGGACCAAGUUCGAAGCGGUGUCUAGGCGGCUCUCGCGUCCUCGAGACCUGGAUGUACAAGCCGGGGUCAUACCCUUACGACCUCAUUGCGCCUGUGACGGUCGUGUGGAAGCCGGCAGAUUCGCCCACCGCAACCGCAGAGUCCGAUCAGAUCAACGCUAAAGGAAAGGGGAAAGCAAAAGAGCCCCCGUCGGUCCUUGCUGAGAAUGCCCCAUCAGAGCGUAUACGAUGCGUUUGGUUGCGAUUCCAUCCAUCGGUGCACACUGAGGUCCUUAAUAUUUUGCAAGGAGCAGCUUCUCAGACUUUGGCAACUUACAAGGAGGUUCAUGGCGACUCAAAAGAAAUGACACUAGAGAUCGCGAAUUUGAAGAAUCAUGUCAAUGUUUUUGAGAUCGUUGGUCCAAAAUCUAGUCAAGUUAUCAGAGGCGCUUUGUCCCCCGUGCAUUCUGACAAGAGGGGCGACUUCUUGAAGUUCUGGUCGUCCUUGACCAAUCUUCAAAGUGCUGGUUCUGUGCCUCGAGGAAUGAUAAUAGGCUUCACUGUAAACGAUCCUCGAUUAAGCUUCCCUCCCAAGAAUGCCAAGGCAAAACUUGCUCCUGAUCAAUUAAGCAUUAUUUUUCCAUCUGUUCGUCUCGCUGCGAGUGAUGUUUGGGACGAAAGGGUUCGCAGUGGUCUAGCAAAACCACGUUACAGGAAGAAGGAUCUGGACGAGCGUCGUUCCAAUAAUGGUAUCCCAGGAACAAGACUGGAUCCUUUGCGUCAAGAUGAUCGCAUACCUGUGUUGCUCAUUCAACGAUCGUUGGAAACUCAUGACUCGAACGACAGCCAAUCCUUACAUGGCUGGACUCUCAUUGUCCCGAAGGGGUGGUCCAUGGCCUUCUUCAGCUCCCUUGUCUUUACUACAACUCGCGUCGGCGGUCAACGAGAACGGCAAACGCAGUCCUACGAAGCUGGGACCCCGUACUUCCCUCGAGAUUAUCCACCAUCACAACCCUAUCAAGAAUGGAUUGAGGAGCAAGAAGCGAAAGAAAAACUCAAAUGGGAUCGAAAACCUCCAGCUAAACGCGUCAACUAUGAGAAACUCGGUGUAAAGAAUCCAUGGCGACCAGACUGGGAUGGCCUUCUUCACACCCCAGGGAGCAGGCCAGCGACCUCUUUCGUGACAACUCAGCGAGAGACCACAGACACCGGCGCAGCUGAAUCAGACAAGAAUGUACGUCGAUGGUUACUCCGAGGCUCAGAAGUGCCGAAAAUUCUGUCGGCGGUUUCUUCUGUCUUGAACCCUGGUGGCGUGCUUCUAUCAGAGAUAAAUCGUCUGCGCUCCAAACGCCAUCACCCGAUUCUUCCCACGGACAUCAAAGCCGUCGACCUGCUGGAGGGUGCUUUGAUCAAUGUCAAAAUAGAUAUGUGCUCGCGUGGCUCGCCAGAAUCGUUGUGCAUGAUCUAUAGCUUCACAGAUGAUCUAGCGAGGCAGUGGUCGAAAACUCUUCACGCUCGCCAGUCAGCCGGGGUCUCAAUCGACGAAGACUCUCCCCAGGAAGCUGAACUAUCGACAAAAGUGCCCGCACAAGACGCUGUCAUUGGUUAUGUGACCACUGGCCAUUUCUCUCUGUCUCGGGGUCAUGGGUUCGGGAUUGGAGCGAUCUCACUGGCUCAUCUCCUGGAAUUGGAGCAUCAACACCUAAGACUGUAUCCCAAUCAGAAGAUGCCGUCGAAGAUACCACCGCUAUUGGUUGGCAUUCAAAAUACAAACAGUCUCCAAUGUCGCCCUGCCCAUAUCGAAGUGAUUGUGGACGCCUGA